Messenger RNA from Dermacentor andersoni, 4050 nucleotides. RefSeq names its product transmembrane and coiled-coil domains protein 2-like. Gene Ontology annotation, cellular component: endomembrane system. The record is from RefSeq and is a predicted model, not a curated record. NCBI's taxonomy places the organism in Eukaryota, Metazoa, Arthropoda, Arachnida, Ixodida, Ixodidae.
GUUAACUGAAAGCCUAAAAGCGUGAAGUUGCGCUCCUUGCGGCGCAACGAAGUGGAUUGAUUAUUCCUAAUAUGUGUCUCCCGUGAUGACCGCUAGGUGAUACAACGGUCGCAUUAUGAUGGCCGAGUAACGUUGCUGCCUUGUGAGUGUGUCAACAAAAACCAUUGUGCUAGGUGUACUCCCAUCUAGACUACCGAUGUUUUGUCGCUUUUCUUUACGAGGCCCCUGAGGCACCCGGCAUGAAACGCAAGAAGAGCCCGCAGCCGGGCCACCGGGUGCUGGUGCCACCUGCUGACAGCCCCGGGCCCUUGUCGCCCCUGCAGCACGGCCCGCCACCGAUGCGUGCACGGGGCUCCUCUGCGGGCUCCCUUGACGACGACAUGGUGGCCGACAACACAACACUGGAGGGUCUGGGGCCUGCACUAGUGGCCAGCUCUUCGCUGCUGGCCAAUGGGGGUGCAGCAGCGGCAGAAGCUGGAGGUGGUGCGGCUGCACCUGGCGCAGACGAAACAGACACGCUACUGGCUCACACACCUGACCUGCACCGAACCAGGGCAGCCCUGGAACACGUCAGCCACAAGAUCGCUCGGACUAGGGAGCUCAUCAAGGCUGAGCAGACGACUCGCGAUGACAAUGUGAACGAGUACCUGAAGCUGGCGGCAAAUGCGGACCGUCAGCAGAUGCAGCGCAUCAAGAGCGUCUUUGAGAAGAAGAACCAGAAGUGUGCCCAAUCCAUCGCCCAACUGCAGCGGAAGCUGGAGGGGUACAUUCGGCGCAAACGCGAACUGGAGACCCAUGGAGCCACCACGUCUUCCUCCUGGCAGCCGCGAGACGUCCUGCAGAAUGUAGGGCAAGGCAUCAGUGGAGUAGUUGGCAACAUCAAGGGUGGGCUGUCUGGCCUGGCGUCCGUGGCGCACUCAUCAACCGACAACAAGUAUGCAUCAGACGAGGACAGCUCGAGCCUGACAUCCGAGUCGAGCCAGAUGGCAUCUGUGUCGCACCACUCGGGUGCCGUCGGUGGUGGGAUGGGAUCAGGAGCAGCCACAGCCAGCCCUCGGCAUCCGCCACUGGCUCCUCCCCAGGACCAGCCUCCGCUGCUCGGCGUGGCUAGCCCGUCCGUUGCCCCACCCCCUCUUUCUUCCACGCUUGGUCAGAGCUUGGUUCCUGAAGCAGAGCUUGAGCCCUUGCUUGCCGAGCUUGCUGAGCGGCGAGAAGAAUGCCAACGCCUGGCAGAGGAGAUUGAGGCGCUUAAGGUGUUCAUUUUCGGCUCUGCCUGCAAACUGGAGACUGCGAAUCAGCUGCACCACGAAUGUUCCUACUUCAGCCAAGCCUUGCAAGAGGAGCGGUACAGGUAUGAGAUGCCCCUGGUUCCAGCUUCGUGCUGGCAAGCAGAUCAAGCAACUUGCAGGCACGAUGCCACAGAGCGUCUGGAGGAGCAGAUGAAUGAUCUGAUCGAGCUGCACCAGAAUGAGAUGGAGAACCUGAAGCAGGGCAUGGCAGACAUGGAGGAGAAGGUUCAAUACCAAAGCGAGGAGCGCCUGCGAGACGUCCAAGAGCUUCUCGAAAGCUGUCAGACACGGAUCAGCCGCAUGGAGCACCAGCAGCACCAGCAACUACAGCAGCUGGUGAGCCUGGAUGCCCUGGACAACUCGCAGGCACGUGCCCUGGGCCUCAAGCUGGUCAAUGUCCUGCUCAUGCUACUCCAGCUGGCCCUGCUCCUCGUCUCCACGAUAGCCAACAUUGCCAUGCCCUUCCUUCAGUCCAGGUUACGAAUUAUCACCACCGCUCUUCUGAUCCUGGCCAUCGUCUCUGCAGCCAAGCAGUGGCAGGAGCUGUCGGCCUGGUUUCGACUACAACUGAACGAAGCACUCGAGAGAUGGAAAUGAGCAAACGCAGGGAAUCGCUGUUCAUUGCUGACCAGCCAGCCGCACUUGCGUCCAGGCCGGCCUCCGCGUGGCCCGCUUGUGCCUCAAGUUCUGGCUGAAGCAACGUUCGUGACGGGCACCGGCUCAGAAUCCCCACCUUGAGUCACGCUGAGCCGCGCCGUCGGCGUUGCAUUUGACACCAAGCAAAAAUGGCCCGCAUGCCGAGACUAGCCCAAACCGGAGAGGAGCAGACGUCAUCGCCUGUCGGACAAAAGCUCUGCACUGCUGUGCCCUUUCUUUCUGAACUCCCUGCGGGAGUGAGUCGUGCAUAGUUGUGUCGUUUCAGACUGUUCUCUGUUCAUCCCGUUGCGUGUUGUCUGUCCUUUGAAGCAUGCACUGCUGCAGAAUCAACUCGCAUGACAUUGUUUGGAAUGGCUACCACUGCACAGUGCUCGUGCUGCUGCCUUCUGCACGGUGCCGACACAGCAGCAGCCCCCUUCCUUCCUUGAGCACAGCUGCACCCCACCAUUUAACAGAUAGAUUGGUUGGUGCCUUACGAAUUGUCACCGUGGAGAGAAGCAUUUGUUUGUUGUUAGCACACCCGAAAUAAUUUUGUUGUUUUUGUUUUAGUUUAACAGCUGCUUUUAUGAGCAGGAGUGGUCUGCGUGUGCAGUAGUAAUUUUGCUUGCUUUUUGGUUAGGAGCAGCAAGAGUACCGAUUCUCUCUCUCUCUCUCAGCUUUCCCCCACAUUUUGUUUUGUGCAGUGAAAAUGCUACACUGAGACAGUUUUGUGCAGCUGACAAAUUUUUGUUUCCAUCAUUUUCACUGCAUGAAAAUCUUUACUCUGCCGUGCCACCGCCCGUGCAUUCAAGCCAGCUUCAUCGCGAGAACUUGGAUCUUGGGCCUAAUAAUGUCUUACUAAAUGAAGCACAUUGAGAGCUGUCGCACUACGAAACAUUCCAAAGCAUAUCAUGCGAGUGACUUCAUAGCAGCUGUUACUGCACCGGCUUCCUGAACUUUGUGUGACAAAGUAGGAUUGCUGGUCACGUCAAGCUUUUAAGGCAGUAAGCGUGUUGUAUACACACUACAUGUAGACUGGCGUACAUGUGUGUACGAUGUGUAAGUCAUUCUUUUAAAUAUUCUGUGAUAAGUGAGCAAAGGGAUUUUGGGAGUUGUGGCAUCAACUGUGUGAGCCCUGCCGUUUGAGGCAUGACAUUUUACCUCGCCAACAGGCCCGUCGGAAAACUCAACACAAACUGCCUGUUGCCUAAUUUCCUCGGGACAAUUGUGUAAGCAGUUCUUCCACGAUGCUGCUUUCCUCUUGUUUUUCCCUCGUCCUCAAUAGGCCGGGCAAGUGUGUCGCAUUUGGAUGCUUGGCCCAUUAUUAACGUGCUUUAUAGGGCAUCAUGUUAUAGUGACGACAGUGUUGCUCUGCAAUCACAUUGUUUGUUCUUUUUCUUGCACUUGGUCUUCAUUGCAGCGAGGCCUGUGUUGUAGGCAAAUGAAUUUGAUGCAUUCCAGAUCAGACUGGUGAUCGUACCACGUAGGUUGGUGUCUGUCAUGACUCUUGCUUUGAUUUAUGCCUGGAAACAUGGAAAUUCUGUGUGCUGCUGUCUGAGACAGCAUCCAUUUCAUCAGUUUUUUUUUGUUUUUUUUAAGAUGUAGUUGAAAAGCAAGGCCUGAUGUCAUCUGCAUGUGAGCAAAACAAAAGCAUUUGAAUUCCACUUAGAUCUGCAUGUUUUUCGCGGCAGAGCUGUCACUUGUGCAAAGCAGAAUGUACUACUAGGGGAGAGCUUGUGCAUUUUGAAGAUACAGGAUGGUAGUGGUUUCGCAGUUUAUAGAUGUGUCUAUACAAUAUUGGCUUUGCUGCAAUACCAAAGUAUCAUGCUCUUGUCAGAGGAAAAUGAGAUUGUAUGAAGUGAACACUUUUUAACAGCGUCACAGUGAUAUUGUUAUGCUGAAGUGACCUAGGCUGUUUAUUAUACCUUAGUCUUUGAUGACUGAAAGUGCUGUCUCAUCGAAAAUGAAGUUAUUGGCAGAUGUCUUAUUUGUUGGUAUUGUCACAGGGAAUGUAGAUAUUGAGUAUGUGAUGUGUCUAAAUUAUAUCAUUGGCAAUGUUGUUUAAUGAAUCACAAACACUUUGGUAGGUGUUUCAAAGGUUGAAUAAAAAGGAAAGUGUACUUGA